AUGACGUCGGUCUCCUUUCCUCCAAGCAGACCCGACAGAACUUCAUCGCCGCUCGGAGCAUCAUCAUCAGGAGGCUUUGGAGGAAAGCCUUCUGAGCAUCAUUACGGUUCCGGCCUCGAUGGGGCUGGCGCCGGCGGUGGGAAGCGGUCGAAACGCAACCACAAGACUCAACCUGUCGAAAUGACGACCCUCUCAACGAAGCGAAAGGGCGUCAAUCCCUUCGGCGACGGCGCGAGCUCAGACGACAAUCGCAGGCGAAAAAACACAAAGACGAGCACACCCGGCGAUUGGAAGAAGAAGACCGCGCAGGCGGCAGGCGCGAGGUCGAAUGGCGCGACGAGAGGCGCGAAAGGCUUUGGCGCGGACUCUACCGACUACGAGACCGACGAUGCGAACGGCGGCACUGGCGGCGAUGGCACACCGUACUCGGAGCGGAUCUUUGCUCAGCUGAAGAAGGAUGGAAUCGCGCCGCCAAAAUGGCCUGCCGAUCCGGGAAACACGAAGCAAAAGGCCGCGAUGGCUAAGUUUAGGGAAGACUACAAGACCUACCGCGAUCGUGCUAGGACAUCGUUGAUGCGCGCGGGCUUGAUUGACGAUCCCGACAAACCCAAGCGAUUAGAAGACGCGAUCGACUUCAAAGGCAUUUGCGACGCCAUGUGUCCCGACUUCGAGAAAAUCACGCGCAUUACCGAGUUCGACGUACAAUUUCCCGAGAAGAACUCAGCCACGACGUUUGCUGUCACUUCAAAGAUGGUGAAAAAGCUUGCUCGAUCCGCGGCUGGACAGGAAGCUCCACUACCGAUGGACGUCAGAUCUACGGCGGCAUUGAGGAAAACCUUGGACUACUUGAUCGACGACCUACUACAAACAGACGACAACCUUCCUGUGUUGCAUGGUUUUCUAUGGGACAGGACGCGUGCCAUUCGGCGCGACUUCAUCUUCCACUCCACAAUGGCUCCGGCAGAAAUGAAGGACCAAGUUUACUGCCUCGAGACGAUUGCCAGAUUCCACGUCACAUCGCUUCACUUGCUCUCUCAGGAAGGCUUCAGGCCUGAAGACUUUUCAGAACAACAGGAAAUCGAACAACUGGGCAAGGCUUUGCUCUCGUUGAUGUUCGCAUACGACGACUGCAAACCGCACGGCGUGAUUUGCGAAAACGAACCCGAGUUCAGGGCCUAUCACUUGCUUUUCAGCGCGAACAAGCCAAACAUCCUGGAUGACGUUCAGAAGGAAUGGGGUGACUCGCGGUUUUGGGCAGAUUCGGACGAGAUCAGGACAGCUGUGUCUCUUGUGGAAAGCUUGCAGAGUUCUGCAGAUUUCCACGGGCCUCUUGGCUCUGCACCGUCUAUGGCAGUAUCGGCUGCGCACCGGACCUAUUUCAAGAUUGUCGAAAGCCGCCAAGUAUCCUACACGAUGGCAUGUUUCGCAGAAAUUCAUCUUGGCCAAUUACGCCGUUCGGCACUUCGAUCUUUGAAGAAGGCAUAUACCCGACCUAGGCACGGAGCGAAAGACAUCACGCCUUCAGCACUUAAUCGAUUCCUCAACUUUGACACGGAGGCCCAGGCUGUCGAGUUUGCCGAGCAACACGGGUUGACCUUUGUGGAUGGGGAAUCACCUUCUGGCGAGCUGGUCCAGUACCUAGACACCUCGAGCCGCCUGACCUGGCCAAGAAUCCAGCACAGCUUUUCCCGGAACCUGGUAGAACGGAAGCGAGGAUCACGCAGCCUUCCGGAAGUCAUACACAGCACUAUACCAGACGAAUCAUCGCCUGCAGAACAAACACCUUUUGCCUCGAACAACAAUGGUCUGUUUGUCAGCGAUGCAUCUAAACCUGCUCCGAAACCCGUUCAGCCCGUGGCCAACGGUAACGGGGUGUUCAAGUCUCCCUUUUCAGCUACGCCAGGAGCCACCCCGACCAAUCCAGCAGGAGCGUCACCAUUCGACAAAGCAACAAACGGCUUCCAAGGGAAUGACGCGCCAUCAAACCCCUUUAACCCAUUCUCUGCGCAGAACCCACCAGCGCCAUCAAUAGAAGCGCCUGCUCCGAAUCCUUUCGCAGCGAAGUCGAGUCCGUUUGCCCAACCCAGUCCAGCUCCUGGAACUUCUCCCUUCGGCGGCAGUCCGUUCGCGCCACCAGCGCAACCGAAUGGAGCCUCCAAACCUUCUGCACCCGCUUUCCCUUCGUUUGCGUCUCCUGGAUUUGGGCCAAGCGCUCAGCAAAAGACGCAGGAAGCCGGCCAGACCGCCUUACCGAAGCCAACGGCACCAUCGACAGAUACUUCUUCGCCAGCAAUUACUGUGACGCCACCGACACCACAAUUUCCUCUGGGAGGUGCGUCCGGUGGCUCAAAGCCUCCGAGCCCUUUCGCUGGAGCCGCAGCUGGAGCACCAUCUGCAGCAUCUCCCUUCUCUGGCAUCUCAUUCCAACCGCCUACGAACACAACGGAAUCGACACAACCCCCUUUGCCUACUCAAAGCGCGCCAGCUCCUGCACAGCCUCCGAUUGAGCAGCCGAAGCCAACCCCCGCGCAAAGCCCGUUCAGCGGCCUCACAUCUGCAACACCACAGCUACCCAAACUACCCUCUCCCGCGCCGCCAUCAGGUCAGUCUCCAUUGCCGACGUUCAACUUCCAGCCAAGCGAUACGCCACCCACUCCUAAACAAGUACCGGCACCUCAAGCAAGUUCUUUCCCAGCGGUCCCUGCUACGACUUCUACCCCGGCCCCGGCUUUCACCCCUGCACCUCUUCCCAAACCACCAGUGGCUGCCCCGUUGCCGAAGCAAGAUGUUAUGGGCGACUUUGCAAAAUGGUUCGUGAAAGGCGACAAUGGCUUGAUCCAUGAGUUCGAAAAGUUCAUGGUCGAGCAAAUUGUUUCAGAUGCCUUUGAAAAGUACCAUCGCGAAGAAGAGGAGAGGAUACGAAAGGAAGAGGAGGAGAAAGCGCUCGCGGAGGCUCGAGAGUUCCGUGUUCGCACCCUCUCAGUCAGAUACUUUUACCAGUGGAAGAAGAUUGCCCGAAAUCUUCGUCUGAGCAAAAUUCGUAGGCAUGAGCGAGAGGAGAUGAGGAGGAUACAGAAGGAAAUGCGAGAGGAGGAGAUGAAGAAAAGGAAGAAGGCCGCCCGUGUCGCUGAAGCGCGGAGGAAAUUGGUGGAGCAGCAUGGCGUUGAUCCAGUCGAGGAACUCAGAGAGAUCCUGCAACUUAAGAAAGACGACCCGCCAGAAGACCUCCAGGCCGAAGCAGAGGCCCUUUUCGCAACCGGUAUCUUCUCCGGCGUUACAGAUGAGCGUGCCGCAGUCGCCGAAGUCAUCCAGGCUCCUUCAAUCAACGACACAUUCAAGACACCACCGCCACCGGCCAGAACCACAUCGACAAACAGUCUCUCCAAGUCGGUCUCGGCCAGGCCGGCCGGCGCAAAGACACAGGCUAUUCGUGCGGAAUUCGGCAGCAGUGUAGACUUCCGCAGGUCUUUGCCUCCAAUGUCGGCUCAUUCAGCGUCGUCACGCUAUACACCGUCCGAAGCAUCACCGAAGCGCGUCAGCAAGGUGUCCGAUCGUUGGAGGCUGAAGGCUAUGGGCCUCGUGACGAUGCCCAAUGGGUCUGCUCUCCCGGAAGCAAUCGCUGACGAAAUGCGGUACAACGGCAAACGCUACAGUGGCCUGGGCUCCUUCGGUCUGGAUGGAGACACCACCGAGCGGAGGAGGAGCGUGUCGGCAGACCUCGACAAAGCGGCCGAGGCUCGUCGGCGCUUCUCGCAGUCUCUUAACAGCAGCAGCGCCGCCGCCGAGCAAAGCAACGGGAACUCCCAGCUUAGUAAGAGGAAGAGGCCCACUGAGAGCGCGGCUUCGCCAUCACAGGACGCCCGCGCCAAGAAGCGCCCGUCCAGCAACGCCGAAGUGGAGAGGAUCAUCCGGGAGGCGAGGGAGAACCUUGAAUCGCUGAGGAGUUCGAGGGUGGAUCUCGACGAAGGGACGGAAUGGUUCAGGGAACAGAACGACAUAAUGCAGGCGGAGGAACAGAGCAGGGCUAGCUCGCCGUGGCCUAAGGGGCGGAAUUGA
Messenger RNA from Colletotrichum siamense, 4056 nucleotides. Its product is annotated as SAC3 family protein 1. The record is from RefSeq and is a predicted model, not a curated record. The transcript is spliced from 3 exons. Gene Ontology annotation, cellular component: cytoplasm; transcription export complex 2; nucleus. NCBI's taxonomy places the organism in Eukaryota, Fungi, Ascomycota, Sordariomycetes, Glomerellales, Glomerellaceae. The coding region runs from base 1 to 4056 and encodes 1351 amino acids. Gene Ontology annotation, biological process: mRNA export from nucleus.